AUGAAAGGGUCGAAGGAAGUCUUAAGAGGCAUGAAGAAACAAGGCUUGUAUACCCUUGAGGCUGAAGUUGUCAGUGGUUAUACAGAUGUUGCAUCCAUGAAACCUUUGUCGAAGACAAAAGUUUGGCACAUGAUAUCAGGCCAUGUAAGUGAAAGGGGCCUGGUCGAAUUGGGGAAUCAAAAUCUACUUGGUGGAGACAAAGUCGAAAAGCUGAAGUUUUGUGAACUAUGUGUACUUGGAAAAUCUUGCAGAGUGAAGUUCAAUAGAGGCAAACAAAGAACAUAUGGAUCCCUUGAUUACAUCCAUGUUGAUCUUGGGGGCCUGAAAAUUGAUGAAGCUAUUAGAAGUGAACAUAUAUUUGAAGAAGAGUUGGAACAUGAAAAGAUUCCUGUUGAGGUAGAGCAUAUCGAUGUUGAAUUGCAUAUCCCAAACCAAGUUGAAGAAGAAGCAUAA
Lathyrus oleraceus (garden pea) is the source of this 453-nucleotide messenger RNA. RefSeq lists its product as uncharacterized. The record is from RefSeq and is a predicted model, not a curated record. NCBI's taxonomy places the organism in Eukaryota, Viridiplantae, Streptophyta, Magnoliopsida, Fabales, Fabaceae. Bases 1 to 453 code for a protein of 150 amino acids. The transcript is spliced from 2 exons.